Chanos chanos (milkfish) is the source of this 2852-nucleotide messenger RNA. It is a transcript of the gene smarcd1, whose product is annotated as SWI/SNF related BAF chromatin remodeling complex subunit D1. Bases 16 to 1557 code for a protein of 513 amino acids. The record is from RefSeq and is a predicted model, not a curated record. The transcript has 13 exons. Lineage: Eukaryota; Metazoa; Chordata; Actinopteri; Gonorynchiformes; Chanidae.
UGUUGCAAGAAGAAGAUGGCGGCCCGUGGUGGUUUUCAGUCAGCGGCAUCUGGAGGUGGCGGUGGUGGAAUGGGUCCAGGGCCUCCGGUAACCGGUGGAGGACCAGGCAUGGGACCUGGAACACCAUCUGGAAGAAUGGGACCUUCGGCAGGCGCACAGAAUCAUCUUUACCGUUCCCCGAUGCCGGGGCCUGGAUACCCGAGACCUGGGAUGCCCCCCACCAGCCGUAUGACCCCUCAGGGCCCCUCCAUGGGCCCCCCAGGCUAUGGGGCCAGCCCGGUGUCCCGCCCAGGCAUGCCGGUCAUGGACCCCUCACGCAAGAGACCUGCUCCUACUCAGAUCCAGCAAGUCCAGCAACAGAACCGCAACCAACAUGCCAAGAAGAAGAAGAUGGCAGAUAAAAUUCUACCUCAGAGAAUCAGAGAGCUGGUCCCAGAAUCUCAGGCUUACAUGGACCUUCUGGCCUUUGAGAGAAAACUGGACCAGACCAUUAUGCGCAAGAGACUUGACAUUCAGGAAGCUCUGAAGAGACCUAUCAAGCAAAAGAGAAAGCUGCGUAUUUUUAUCUCUAACACCUUUAACCCUGCUAAACCUGAUGCGGAAGAUGGCGAGGGAACUGUUGCAUCGUGGGAACUGCGUGUUGAAGGCCGCCUGCUUGAGGAUACUGCUGUGUCAAAGUAUGAGGCCACAAAGCAGAAGAGGAAGUUUUCUUCUUUCUUCAAGUCUCUAGUCAUCGAGUUGGAUAAAGAUCUGUAUGGGCCGGACAAUCAUUUGGUGGAGUGGCACAGGACCGCCACCACUCAGGAGACGGAUGGCUUCCAGGUGAAGAGACCAGGAGAUGUAGGCGUGCGCUGCACUGUCUUGCUCAUGCUUGAUUACCAGCCUCCCCAGUUUAAGCUGGACCCCCGGCUGGCCCGUAUGCUUGGCAUCCACACCCAGACGCGACCGGUCAUUAUCCAGGCCCUGUGGCAGUAUGUGAAGACACACAAGCUCCAGGACCCUCAUGAGCGGGAGUUCAUCAAUUGUGACAAGUACCUCCAGCAGAUCUUUGAGACUCAACGAAUGAAGUUCUCGGAGAUCCCGCAGCGUCUCCACGCUCUACUGAUGCCUCCAGAGCCAAUCAUUAUCAACCAUGUCAUCAGCGUGGACCCCAACGAUCAGAAGAAGACAGCCUGCUAUGACAUCGAUGUGGAGGUGGACGACACCCUCAAGACUCAGAUGAACUCCUUCCUAUUGUCCACUGCCAGUCAGCAGGAAAUAGCUGGCCUGGACAAUAAGAUCCACGAGACCAUCGAGACGAUUAAUCAGCUGAAGACACAGAGGGAGUUUAUGCUGAGCUUUGCCAGAGAUCCACAGGGCUUCAUCAAUGACUGGCUCCAGUCACAAUGCAGAGAUCUGAAGACCAUGACAGAUGUGGUGGGAAACCCCGAGGAGGAGAGGAGAGCAGAGUUCUAUUUCCAGCCAUGGGCUCAGGAGGCUGUGUGUCGUUAUUUCUACUCCAAGGUUCAACAGAGAAGACAGGAGUUGGAGCAGGCUCUGGGCAUCAGGAACACAUAAACGAGAGCGGACGUACACAAGAAUUGAAGCGCGAAGGCUGUUGGGUGGUGAAUCGUGGGCUGCCGCUGUUAGCAUGUGCUGCUACAGUUACCCAGUCACUACGAUAAAACUAGAGCGUGUCUUGUCUGCUUUACUGCUUCUACCACCAGACACAUCUCUCUUAAGCUCUGAUUCCUCCCCAACAGCCUAUGUUUACCAAGAUUUGUUUGCUACUGCUUGCAGCCAGUUUGUUUAAUCUGUCCUGUCACUUUUCUUCUGGCUGGAAUGAAAACAACUGCUUUUGUAAUACCUCAGUACUGUAGUCCUUCCCGCCUAGCAUAAGCUGAACGUCGUACAAGACUAAGUUGUUGAGUAUGCCAAGUUAACUUCAGUUCCCAAAUAACUGACAGCAGUUCUGUUUUCACUCUUUACCCCCCCCCCCCCCGCCGCCGUUAUGAAUCAGUUGUUUUUUUUCCCAUUCUAAAAGGACUCAUUUGGUGCUGUGUAGUUGUCUGGAUGUCCCAGGAAUUGACAGCCAGGUAAGAAGUGAUAUUAACACUGCAGGAGGUCACUAUUUUGAUGGGGCCAUUUUUAUCGUAAUUCUUUUCUCCAGAGGUUAGGUGUUGUCGAGGGGUAUUUUUAUGCUCUAAAAUUAUGAACCAUAUAAAGACAAGUCUAGUUAGGUAGUCGUAGAAGAAUUAAAAGGAAGUAGUUGCUUAGUACCUCAGCUUUUCAAGGCUGUAAAUAUUUCAGAGAGGAGAUUAGGGCAUAGGUUGGCAUUAAAAGAAAGCGCAUUUGAUAUCACUGGUCAGUCUUCUGGCCAGAUCACUGUCUGUGCUCAGCUCAGGUAGAUUGUUUGAUAAAACACAACUGCAGUGGCUUUUUUUCGGUUUGUUGAUUUUUUUUUUUCUUUUGCAAAUCAAACCUCUUGCAUCUGUGGCUGUGUUUUCCUCAGAUGCUAGUGUGAAGGACAGAAAACCGCAGGGUUCAACAUUGAGGUUACUACUGAUUGGUUAUAAUCUCUUAGGCUUGAGUAUUUUAAUGUGAUGAAGCCAUAGGUUGUCAAUGAUUGAAAGAAUUGAAGUGCUAAUUAGAUGUGUGGCCAUUUGCUUAAAGACAUUUAACAAUCUUGAUGGCUGUGAUCUUUUUAAACUACUUUCACAACAUGACCAACUUUACCUGUCCCUCAUCCUUCGUGAAACACCAUAUGCUCUAAUAGUUUCUUUUAGAUUUAUCCGUUGAUAAAUAAUAUCCUGGAGACCUUAUCCAGCUUUGUAAUUUUUGUCUUUUCUUUUACGGACCAAACCUGUUAUAUU